This is a messenger RNA of Triticum turgidum subsp. durum (durum wheat), 255 nucleotides long. The record is from the annotation of a GenBank genome assembly. Lineage: Eukaryota; Viridiplantae; Streptophyta; Magnoliopsida; Poales; Poaceae.
AUGGCUAGGGUUUCGGGCAGGGCUUCGCCGGCGCGUCUCCGGCGGCCCAGGUUCGUCCCUCCUUCCUUCUUGGCUGGGAUCCACCACCCCUACACCUCACAUUCUCUUCAUGUCCUCUGCUGCAGAUGCAGAUGGAGCACGCCAUGGGAAUUCCCCAUCCACCAUGGUCGCCGCCAUCAAGGGCUUCUUCACGGAGAUGUGGAGGACGCCAUGGACCUGCAGCUCCAAGAUGACGCCUCUGCUACACCAAGAUAG